AUGGCGGAUACCUCGGGGCGGGGCGCUGCGAAGCCUCCUGCCGUGGGCCCCAGUACUACCAGGGGUGCUAGGAGCAAAGGAAGAACACAAGGUGGAAGGAUAGUGGAGUCGCGGUACUUGCAGUAUGAAAAGAAAGCCCCGAGAAAGGCUUCUGCAGCAGAUGCAUUAAAGGCCGGUGGGACGAUGCCUGAAGGUGGAACAAAAUCCAGCCAGCUCCAAAAGAGCAAAGAUGGCAGUGGAGGUGACAAAGGCAACCUGCAGUCUACCUUGCUGGAUGGGCAUGACACUGCCUUGUCUGACCUGGAUCUCUCAGCCAUUCAUGAUAAAAGUGUGGUCCGAAAGACUCCGCAAUUAAAAAAAAAGUCAAAGAAAGCUGAGUUGUCAUCAUCUUCCACCGUGAGUGAAAAGAGCCCAGAUCUAUCACAAGCGAUGGAAAUGAUGGAGUCCCAGACUCUCCUUCUGACCCUGCUGACCGUGAAGAUGGAGAAUGGCCUGUCUGCAUUCGAGGAACAGGCAGAAAAGAACCUAGAAAUAUUGUGUAAAGAGAAAGAGAAACUCCAGAAAAAGGCUUAUGAGUUGAAGCGCAGGCUUCUCCUCUGUCAGAAGAAGAGGGAGCUGGAGGACUUCCUGGAUGCACAGAUUGAGAUGCUGAGCCCCUUGGAGGCUGUGGUCAGCCGCUUUCGGGAACAGUACAAGACAUUCGCAACGGCCCUGGACACCACACGGCAUGAGCUGCCCGUGAAAUCAGUCCACCUGGACGGAGACAGGCAGCUCUUCUUAGACGAGUUGCAGCGGGAAUUGACGACCACACGCCAUCUGCUGGGAGAACUUGGCAUUGGCAGCUCAGAAGACAAUGUGAAGGCAUUUGACAUGAUGAGGGAACUCAGGGAGGUGAUCCAGAAGAAGGACCUGGAGCUCCGAAGGAGCUUCAACCAGGUUCUGGAACUUUCCGCCGAGGCAAGUAAAGAGGCAGCCUUAAUCAACCAGGAGGUCUGGGAAGAGGCCCAGAGCCCCAAGGCCCUCAGCCGGUGGUAUUUUAAUCCCAAGGAGGCCACUGGCGGGGAAGCUCAGGAAGAGGUCAGGAGCCCCUUGGACCACGACGAGCUGUGA
Molecule: messenger RNA, 1110 nt
Organism: Rangifer tarandus platyrhynchus (Svalbard reindeer)
Lineage: Eukaryota; Metazoa; Chordata; Mammalia; Artiodactyla; Cervidae
Source: the annotation of a GenBank genome assembly